ACCCCGCACCCCACCUUAGCAGUCAGUAUUCAUUAAGGAAGCUGCAAAAAUAGACGUCAUUCAAAGCUACUUGACAUUUUUUCAGAGAAAGAAAAAGUACCAAGUCUAACGAAUUGGGUCGCAUCUAAUUUAAGGAAACACAUCUACCUGCCUGCGAAUCACUGGCAGAAUCUCAUAAAUACCGCAAUCCCGGAAUCAUCUUGAUACCAGUGCACGCAACAAUGGAGUCUCUGGAGCAGAUGCAGGCGCGGCAUCGCAAAGAGCUCAAGGAUCUGCAGGGGCGUAUCACCAGCAAGAAAAAGAACGCGACAAAAAAGACGCGUAAGGGCGUCAACGACGAGUGUGCCGAACUCGAACGCCAAAUGAAAGAGCGACACGAGUCCGAAACGAGACAGCUAGGUGGCACUGCAGAGGAAGAGGAAGCAGAGAAAUCGGAAGAUGAGCCUGCGGUCGACGACACGAGGCAAAAUGGCGAAAGCCAAGCGCCAUCAAACGAAAAGGAAUCUGUAGAGGUGGGCGGCACACAACCACCGCAAAAUCAAGCCGGGAAGAAACGCAACCGACAAAAAGAGCGUCUGGCCAGACGCGCAGCCGAGCAAGAGGCUGCUGCCGAGGCGGCCGCCGCUGAGGCGUCCAACAUGGUGGACCACCGAUCCAACGAGGCGGCACACAUGGCACGGGAGCUGGCCACCCACUCCCUCGUCGAAAAGGAGAUUGCGCCGGACGGCCACUGCCUGUUCUCCGCCUUUGCUGAUCAGCUCUCGACGCUCUCUAUCCCACUACAGCAGAAAUCCGGAGCCGGUGAUGACAGUGUACCCGCGUACCGGAUCGUGCGACGGGCGGCCUCGUCGUACAUUUCCGACCACGCCGACGACUUUGCGCCCUUCCUGGAAGAACCGCUGGACGACUACGUGCGCAAGAUGCGCGACACUGCAGAGUGGGGUGGGCACAUGGAGCUGCUGGCGCUGGCGAGCACGUAUAACGUCGAAGUCCGUGUUAUUGCCGAUGGCCGUACCGCUGUUGUGCAGCCAAAGGAGCCGAAGGAAGACGAGCCCGCCAGGCAGGUGUGGCUAGCGUACUACAGGCAUGGCUUUGGUCUUGGAGAGCAUUAUAACUCGCUGAGGAAAAAGUCUUGAGUGCAAGCGUCUAUCAUUAAUACGGCCGCAAACAAUGAGCCCUAUUUCACGCUGCGAGCACUGUACGAGCGGAAUUUUGAAAGUUACGGAAUGUUCCCUGCUCAAAGUAUUGUUGCGCAAAAGUCCAGGCCGCCACUUCUCAGCCGGGUGGCGGUAAUCAAUGAGCAAAGACAGCAAUGCGAUCGUGCAAGACUCCGUCGGCAAUACCAGAAUUGUGGGUGCGAGAUGGCACGACUAGUUCCAAUCUUCGCAAACCACCCUGUUCGACAACCUUGGGCAUUGCCUGCGCCGGGAUCUUGCCAUCAGAUUCGUAUUCAACCUUUUCACCAGGCCGAGCGAGCUGGGCAAUGUAGUGUUCAGGCAAGACACCCCAUGGAGGACCUCCCCCGGACCACGGCUUCGCGGUUGGCCAUUGAAGGCAAACCAGUCGGCCCUCGUGAGCGAGGAGGUCUGCCAUCCUUCGUGCCCAUGCGGGUCUGGCCGAGAUGGGAAGGGCGCAUAGAAACUGGCGAGGAAUUGGUCAGCCAAGGGGUGCCACUAUGGAGCUAGGGUCUAUGCUUGCUUACGGUGUAAUCGUAGGUGAGGUCGAAUUGUUGCACGCCGGCCUUGUUCACCCAUUCAUCAGAAAAGAAAUCACCGGUGAGCCUAGAUGAAAGAUUAAAUAGACGUUACUGCCGGUCAGUAAUAUAGGAUAAACUUCAUGUUGAUACUAACUCACGCACCAUGUGACCUUUCCC
This is a messenger RNA of Pyricularia oryzae 70-15, 1873 nucleotides long. RefSeq lists its product as uncharacterized. Lineage: Eukaryota; Fungi; Ascomycota; Sordariomycetes; Magnaporthales; Pyriculariaceae. The transcript has a single exon. Gene Ontology annotation, molecular function: cysteine-type deubiquitinase activity. The record is from RefSeq and is a predicted model, not a curated record. Gene Ontology annotation, biological process: protein deubiquitination. Bases 222 to 1136 code for a protein of 304 amino acids.